AUGGCCCCCCAAGACUCCGUCGUUGUCGAUGAAAGGGACGUCGACUCUUCAUCGGGCCCGGUGCAGAAGGAUGUUAAGAAGAGAUGGGUGAGCUAUAUCUGGGAUACAUUUGACAAGCCGCCGGAGGAGCGGCGGUUGUUGUUCAAGUUGGAUACGGCUAUUCUUACUUUUGCUUCCCUCGGUUACUUUAUCAAAUACUUGGAUCAGGUUAACAUUAACAAUGCAUUUGUAUCGGGGAUGCAACUUAAUUAUAUACAAGCAUGCUGGACCGUUGGCUAUGUCAUUGGCGAAAUCCCGAGUAAUAUCCUUUUGACUCGAGUCCGGCCCAGAUAUUGGAUUCCGGCUAUGGAGCUCCUAUGGACGGUUCUUACUUUAUCUCUGUCAAAAUGCAAUACUCCAACUCAAUUCUACGUCUUGCGAUUCUUUGUCGGCCUCGCAGAAAGCACAUUCUACCCCGGCAUGCAAUACAUCAUCGGCUCGUGGUACCGCAAAGACGAACUCGCCAAGCGAUCCUGCAUCUUCCACACCAGCAGCGGCAUCGCAAGCAUGUUCUCGGGCUAUCUCAUGGCCGGUGUAUACAACCUAGAAGGGCGCGGUGGUUUCAGAGGCUGGCAAUGGCUCUUUCUAAUUGAUGGUAUCAUUUCUCUUCCUAUAGCGAUAAGCGGCUUCUUCGUCUUGCCUGAUGUUCCUGAGAUUUCGAAUCCGUGGUAUCUUAGUGAGAAGGAGGUGGCGCUUUCGCAGAAACGGAUGGAGUUGGAAGGGCGAAAGCCUCGAGAGCCGUAUACUAAGUCGAAGUUGAAGAAGAUUUUCACUUCGUGGCAUAUAUGGCUUUUGACGAUUUUAUAUAUUGCAUUCAAUAAUGCUGCUGCGAGUAGCCAGCCGGUUUUUCAACAAUAUCUCAAAGCCUCCAAAGACCCAGUUUACGAAGUCUGGCAGAUCAACGCUUAUCCCACAACAACCAACGCAGUCCAAGUCGCCACGACCCUAAUCUACGCUUGGACAUCCGAUACUAUCCUCAAGGGGCGCCGUUGGCCACCCAUCAUCUUCGGCGCUAUAAUAAACAUCAUCUGCUACGUCUCCCUAGCAAUCUGGGACAUCCCCACUGGCUGGCAUUGGGCCUGCUAUAUCCUCGCCGGUUCAGGAUAUGGCUUGAGUGGUUUACUCAUGGCAUGGACGCACGAGAUUUGCUCCGAGGAUAAUGAAGAACGCGCCCUGGUUAUCGGAAGUAUGAAUGAAAUGGCGUAUGUCUUUCAGGCGUGGCUGCCGCAGGUUGUUUGGCAGCAGGUGGAUGGUCCGCAAUAUACGAAGGGUUUUAUUACGUCGAGUAUUUUGUCGGGGAUUUUGAUUAUUACGACGUUUGUUAUUAGAGGGUUGGAAAGGAAGGGGUUGUAA
Molecule: messenger RNA, 1392 nt
Organism: Aspergillus glaucus CBS 516.65
Lineage: Eukaryota; Fungi; Ascomycota; Eurotiomycetes; Eurotiales; Aspergillaceae
Product: putative MFS transporter Liz1/Seo1
Exons: 9
Coding region: 1-1392 (463 amino acids)
Biological process (GO): transmembrane transport
Cellular component (GO): membrane
Molecular function (GO): transmembrane transporter activity
Source: RefSeq, a predicted model, not a curated record